ACACGCUCUCCACGACCACCAUAGCAUUCUGCACCCGGGAGAAUACGCAGCACAGACGACAGGCGCCAUGGCUUCCCAGCUCUCCGCCGCCGCGGCCAUGGCCGCCGUGCCGCAGUUCCACGGCCUCCGGGGCUACGCCUCGCCUAGGUCCGUGGUGGCGCUGCCGUCGGUGAGGGUGGGCAGGAAGAGAUCGCAGGGCAUCCGGUGCGACUACAUCGGCUCAGCCACCAACCUGAUCAUGGUGACGACGACGACGCUGAUGCUGUUCGCGGGGCGGUUCGGGUUGGCGCCGUCGGCGAACCGGAAGGCGACGGCGGGGCUGAAGCUGGAGGCGCGCGACUCCGGCCUGCAGACGGGCGACCCGGCCGGGUUCACGCUCGCUGACACGCUGGCCUGCGGCGCCGUCGGCCACAUCCUCGGCGUUGGCAUCGUCCUCGGCCUCAAGAACACCGGCGCUCUCGACCAGAUCAUCGGCUAGAACCAUUAACCGAUCGAACUGCUUCAAUUCAAUUCGCCAGUGGUUCAGAACCCUGAUCGCGCCGCCGGUGCCUAUGUAACGUGUGUACAUUGCUUUUGCUUGUGCUUGUGCGUGCGUGCAUGCAUCUUGUUCCAAUGGACUUCCCAUAGCUUGUUGAUCU
Messenger RNA from Phragmites australis (common reed), 638 nucleotides. RefSeq names its product photosystem I reaction center subunit psaK, chloroplastic. The coding region runs from base 68 to 478 and encodes 136 amino acids. The record is from RefSeq and is a predicted model, not a curated record. Gene Ontology annotation, cellular component: photosystem I; membrane. The transcript has 2 exons. NCBI's taxonomy places the organism in Eukaryota, Viridiplantae, Streptophyta, Magnoliopsida, Poales, Poaceae. Gene Ontology annotation, biological process: photosynthesis.